Molecule: messenger RNA, 963 nt
Organism: Saccharomycopsis crataegensis
Lineage: Eukaryota; Fungi; Ascomycota; Saccharomycetes; Ascoideales; Saccharomycopsidaceae
Gene: PRS3
Product: ribose phosphate diphosphokinase subunit PRS3
Exons: 1
Coding region: 1-963 (320 amino acids)
Biological process (GO): 5-phosphoribose 1-diphosphate biosynthetic process; regulation of cell size; purine nucleotide biosynthetic process
Cellular component (GO): ribose phosphate diphosphokinase complex; cytoplasm
Molecular function (GO): ribose phosphate diphosphokinase activity; magnesium ion binding
Source: RefSeq, a predicted model, not a curated record
AUGGCGACUAAUUCAAUCAAAUUAAUUUCCAGUGAUAUUCAUCGCGGGUUAGCCGAUUCCGUGGCUGCUAGACUUGGCCUUGAUCUUUGUAAGGUGGACAUAAAGAGAGAGUCUAGUGGUGAGGUGAUGUUUUCCAUUGCCGAGUCCGUUAGAGAUGAGGAUAUCUACAUUAUCUCUCAGAUCUCUUGUGGUGAUGUCAAUGACAGAUUGAUCGAAUUACUUAUAAUGGUAAAUGCGUGUAAAACAGCCUCGGCAAGAAACAUUACCGCAGUGAUUCCAAACUUCCCAUACGCUAGACAAGAUAGAAAAGAUAAAAGCAGAGCUCCAAUAUCUGCUAAAUUAGUUGCUGAUAUGUUGACCACUGCUGGGGUUAACCAUAUUAUUACUAUGGACUUGCAUGCUGCGCAAAUCCAGGGGUUCUUUGACGUUCCUGCCGAUAAUCUUUACGCCGAGCCAAGCGUUCUUAGAUAUAUCAAGGAAAAGAUCGAUUACAAGAACGCCAUUUUGGUUUCUCCAGAUGCCGGUGGUGCCAAAAGAGCUGCGUCUUUGGCCGACCGUUUGGACUUGAACUUUGCGUUGAUCCACAAAGAAAGAGCUGUUGCUAAUGAAGUCAGCCGAAUGUUACUUGUCGGGGAUGUGACUGAUAAAAUCUGUAUUAUAGUGGAUGAUAUGGCUGAUACCUGUGGUACUUUGGCCAAAGCCGCUGAUAUUUUAUUAGAGCAUAAUGCAAAGCAAGUGAUUGCUAUUGUCACCCAUGGUAUUUUAUCAGGUAAUGCCAUCAAGAAUAUCAAUGGUAGUAAGUUACACAGAGUUGUGUGUACCAAUACCGUUCCAUUCGAAGACAAGUUGAAGAUUUGUCCAAAGUUGGAUACCAUUGAUAUUAGUGGUGUAUUGGCUGAAGCUAUUAGAAGAUUGCAUAAUGGUGAAAGUGUUUCUUAUUUGUUUAGACAUUCUCCUUUAUGA